Molecule: messenger RNA, 483 nt
Organism: Saxophila tyrrhenica
Lineage: Eukaryota; Fungi; Ascomycota; Dothideomycetes; Mycosphaerellales; Extremaceae
Exons: 2
Coding region: 1-483 (160 amino acids)
Source: RefSeq, a predicted model, not a curated record
AUGGCGCCGAAGAAGCAGAAGAAACAAAUGGGUGCAUCAAUGAAGCCAGACAUGUCACGCAGCGACUCGACGGGCUGGGAAGCCUCACAAGAGCUUCAAAACAGCAGGAUCAACGAGAUGAUGAACAAGGGCUCUGAACGAGUAUGGAUUGCGAGUCUCUCCUUUUCUGAUGGUAAUCUGACGGCUUUCCAGACCAAAGAACGCCGCAACAAGCGCAAGCAAGCCUUCAAGGCCUCGCAAGACGCACAGGUGCAAAGACUGCGGGCGAAGGUCGAGAGUGCGGCGAAGCAGCAUGACGAGAACGUGCGAGCCAUCCAUCGUCCAGGGUUAGAACGUCUUCUCGAACUGGCCCAGAAGAAGCGCAAAAUUGAGAACAGUAUCGCGACGUGCCAGGCCGAACUCGAGCAGGCAUAUCUGUCUGCGGCACGCCAGCUUCAGGUCUCUCUUGAAGGUCGUUUGGAGGAGAUGGACGAAGAAGUUUAG